This is a messenger RNA of Mangifera indica (mango), 1331 nucleotides long. Its product is annotated as 30S ribosomal protein S9, mitochondrial. Gene Ontology annotation, biological process: translation. The record is from RefSeq and is a predicted model, not a curated record. The transcript has 4 exons. Gene Ontology annotation, molecular function: structural constituent of ribosome; RNA binding. The coding region runs from base 57 to 1172 and encodes 371 amino acids. Gene Ontology annotation, cellular component: cytosolic small ribosomal subunit; ribosome. Lineage: Eukaryota; Viridiplantae; Streptophyta; Magnoliopsida; Sapindales; Anacardiaceae.
CUAAAACAGAAAAAAUUGGCAAAACCCCACCGUUUCGUUUGUCUUUCUCCAAAACAAUGCUCUCUCGUCUCCUCCCCAAACCCUCGCAUUUCCGUCUAAUUACACAUCUUUAUUCUAAAUCUCAACCCUAUCCCCAAAACCCUUACUUCUCUCCCCUUCUCAACUUUUCUCGGUUUCUCUCCACCAACAACAACGACAACAACGGCAAUAACAGCAGGGGUCAGUCUACGUCCAAUCUCUGGAACCUUUCUCGGGAAAAUGACGGAAAAUUCGACCAGAUCUUUACCGACUCGGAGAGGAAACUUGAUGCUGGCAGUAAAGAUGUUUUCAAUAAGAGUGGAGGUGAUUGGUUGACUCCGGGGCCGACGGAGGAUCAGUACAAGCCGUGGAGUUUUGUAGAGGAAGCGAAGGAUGAUGAGGUGUUCGAUAUCGGGGAGGGUGUACGGGCAGUUGAUGAAACUUUGAGUCAGAGUAGUGUAAGUGUCGAUAGUGAGAGGACUCCAGAGGAGCAGGAGAAGCUUGAGAGGGAGGAGAAAGAACUUUCUGCUAUACUCAAAGGUCCAAGUCGAGCAUUUGGUGAUCUUAUGGCAGCAUCUGGUAUCACUGACGCAAUGCUAGAUAGUUUGAUUGCUCUGAAGGAUUUGGAAGGGGUUGAGGGAUUGCCCCCUCUUAGUGAAAUAGAAGAGAUUCGUUAUGAGAAGAAUACAAGAAGAUCAACAAGAGCUGAAAUAGAACGCCAGAAACAGGAGGAAGUUGCCAAAGCAAGAGUAAGACAAGUGGAUGAUAAGGGUAGGGCUUAUGGAACAGGAAGAAGGAAAUGCAGUAUAGCCCGUGUUUGGAUUCAUCCUGGUGAAGGAAAGUUUAUAGUUAAUGAUAAAGAAUUUGAUGUCUAUUUCCCAAUGCUUGAUCACCGUGCUGCUCUUCUUCGACCUUUCUCAGAGACAAAAACCUUGGGACUUUGGGAUGUUAAUUGUACUGUUAAAGGUGGUGGUGUCUCAGGUCAAGUUGGGGCAAUUCGAUUGGGCAUCAGCAGGGCAUUGCAAAACUGGGAACCAGACUUACGUCCUGCCCUCAGAUCUGCCGGUUUCUUGACAAGAGAUCCCCGUGUGGUUGAAAGGAAAAAACCAGGGAAGGCGAAAGCAAGAAAGAGCUUUCAAUGGGUCAAGCGUUGAUCUCAAUUUAUUGGGAUUUUUGCUUUUGCAAUGCCCACCCUCUUAUGGAACUUCAAUUUUGUCACAUUGCAAUAACUUAUUGAGCUCAUUUAACUUGUAUUUUAGCUUGCAAUACAGUUUUAAAGUAGAAGUGGUGAUGAGCAGUGAAGAUUUUCUUGA